Westerdykella ornata is the source of this 706-nucleotide messenger RNA. RefSeq lists its product as uncharacterized. Gene Ontology annotation, molecular function: proton transmembrane transporter activity. Lineage: Eukaryota; Fungi; Ascomycota; Dothideomycetes; Pleosporales; Sporormiaceae. Gene Ontology annotation, biological process: proton motive force-driven ATP synthesis. Bases 277 to 579 code for a protein of 100 amino acids. The transcript has 3 exons. The record is from RefSeq and is a predicted model, not a curated record.
AACUGCAUAGAGAAUCUCGCAUAGCUUGAGAGCAUCGUCAGUUUUGAUGAAAUCAUAUGGUUUCAUGAUGGCUGAGAUGAGGAAAUGAAAGUUGAGAAGUGCUGGCAUCCAUCCAUGGAUGCCCAGGUGGAUGGAAGAUCUCCAAGACGUCACGUGAUUGAGCGCGGCUCUUUCCGACGCGAGCUUUUGCCGACCACUUUGCAACGACUCUAAACCUCGAUUCCAACCCAUCCAACUUCAUCUCUCUGGGUCCUGCAAUCUCCCGAACUGCCCACCAUGAAUUCCUCACGGUUCAUCCGCCCUAUCGCCAGGGCUUUCCGCCAGCCCACCAUGGCUCGCCCGUCCGUUCUUGCGCGCCCGGCCAUUACCUCCACCCAGAGCAAGGCCCAGAAGACCGAAGCCGCUCCCCAAUCGAUGAUGCUAAGGUCCGCCAUGCCUCAGCUCAUCCCCUUCUUCUUCGUUAACGAGACGACCAUGGCCUUCAUCCUCAUCCCGUCGCUUAUCUACUUCAUGUCGAAAUACACUCUUCCCCAGAAGGUCCGCCUUUUCGCUGCCCGCCUGUUCAUCAGCAAGCUCUGAAGGAGCAAUCUCGUGUAUAAAUAGCCGUACCUGAUAUAGACAAUGAAUGAGAGCGAUUGGCAAUUGUAACCUAUGCGCAAUGGAGCGACGCAAAGUGAAAAGGAGGGAAAUUUGAGGCAUUACAGCU